AUGUUGAAAAACCUGGCUCUUGGGUCAUACACGUACAACAGUUCCGCACAUUUCAUUGAUUUUACGACGAUUCUUACAUCAUAUUUUUCUGUUGACGGUAAGAAUGGCCUCUUAGAUGACUCGGUGUUGUGCUCUGUGACGGAACCCGGGUUCGAAUCCCAAUGGAUCGGUGUGGACCUAGGGAACAUGUUCACUUUGUUUUACGCCAUCCUCUAUGUUGGAAAAAAUUGGUUAGGAAAUUGGAACGGUCUGGACUUUUUCAUAGUGGGAGUGAGCAACAGGUCCCUGGAUGUUCACCCGCCAGUGAGAGGCACCUACGAUCUCUGUGCUCAAUAUCCAGGUGUGGUUGCUCCGAAGCAGGUGGUUCAGUUGAAUUGUUCCUCUACUACGCCUCCAGCCAGAUACGUCAUACUGCAACAACCUUCCAACUCUACUGGAUACAUGUCCGUCUGCGAAUUCGAGGUCUAUGGAAUUUCAUUCGGAAAACAGCGCGUCAAUUUGUUGCUUGGGAGGCCAGCAUACAGCAGUUCUUUCCACUUCACAACCCACUGUCUAAAAUGGUCGGGUUCUUUGGUUGUCGACGGAUUUCACGACACCAACGUUGCCAACUGCCACUGCGGACACACGAUCGAUGAAUUAGGCGGACCGAACUGGUACCUUUUCGACAUGGAAGGUGGCUAUCACAUCGACUUCAUCGCACUGACCGCAAGAGGAUGGGAAGGUCGAGAUGAUGAUAUCAUGUCCCACCGCCUGGACAACUUCAUAAUCGGACUGACCGAUGUGGACAGUUCAACAUCAGCUCCACUGAGAAAUAAAUAUCCAAUGUGUGCCACAUGGCCCGGCUACGUCAAACAUGGGAUCAAAGUCGAACUGAAAUGCAAUGCUAACCUGCCCAAAUAUAGGUACCUGAUCGCACAGGGCAGUGCUACAGCUUCCGAUGGCUUCUUCACCAUCUGCGAACUGGAAGCCUAUGAGCCUGUGGAUGAAAAUGCCUUCAGAUGGAAAAGAAAGUCAAACGUGAGAUUGGCUGGAUUCCAAUUCAAGCAGUUGUACGUGAGGAGUGCGUUGGACUGCAUGCAUAAGUGCAAGCAACUGGGAGGAUGUGACUCCAUCAACCUCCAUCCAGCUUCUAAAUUGUGUCAGUUCAAUUCUCAUACCAAUGGCUACAACACAACCUCUCUUACGUCUGAAACCAAUUGGUCGUUUUAUACGGUCAGCUAUAACUAG
Helobdella robusta is the source of this 1227-nucleotide messenger RNA. RefSeq lists its product as hypothetical. The coding region runs from base 1 to 1227 and encodes 408 amino acids. NCBI's taxonomy places the organism in Eukaryota, Metazoa, Annelida, Clitellata, Rhynchobdellida, Glossiphoniidae. The transcript is spliced from 5 exons. The record is from RefSeq and is a predicted model, not a curated record.